This is a messenger RNA of Mycotypha africana, 594 nucleotides long. RefSeq lists its product as uncharacterized. The transcript has 2 exons. Lineage: Eukaryota; Fungi; Mucoromycota; Mucoromycetes; Mucorales; Mycotyphaceae. Bases 1 to 594 code for a protein of 197 amino acids. The record is from RefSeq and is a predicted model, not a curated record.
AUGGAGCUUGAUACACAUUCGGACAAAACACCUUUACCUCAUUGGCAUGGCGCCCACCAUGGUCCAUGGCCUCAUUCCGAAUGCCCAUGGAUCUUGGCCAAUAGAAAACUUGAACACAAGUUGAACAGCAACGUCGAGGACGACGACAACAACGUUGCCAUAAAGACAGAACAAUCAGUUACUACGACGACGACGACAACAACAACAACAACAACAGCAGCAACAGCAGCAGCAGCAACUCAUAUGGCAACGAGUAUAGAUUCGCUUGAAGAAGAAUUAGCAUCAUUAUCUAUCUAUCAUAAGCAUCCUCGAUAUCCUUAUGAUGCACGGCAUGCAAAGAGCCGCAGUCCUAUUCGUAAAACCUUUCCCAAGUCAGCUGUCAGAUCGGUGGGGAACAUCUCAAUGGAUCUUCUUCACGAACAGUUGAAAGCAUUGACUUUGGAAGGUCUUGUGGUUUUGAAAGAAUUUACAGUAGCUUCUUGUUCAGAGUGGAAGGAUGACAGUGAUGCUACGACUGCUGCUAUGAGGACGACUACGACUGGUUCAGCGGUGAAUACCCAUGAUGAUGAAAUGCAAAGGAAUGACUAUUAUUAA